Messenger RNA from Ruditapes philippinarum (Manila clam), 1115 nucleotides. Its product is annotated as scavenger receptor cysteine-rich type 1 protein M130-like. The coding region runs from base 84 to 1079 and encodes 331 amino acids. Gene Ontology annotation, cellular component: membrane. The transcript is spliced from 7 exons. The record is from RefSeq and is a predicted model, not a curated record. NCBI's taxonomy places the organism in Eukaryota, Metazoa, Mollusca, Bivalvia, Venerida, Veneridae.
GCUACUAUACAGAUAUAAAUGACUGCAAAUAUGUUGUAAACAACUAUUACGGUUCAUGUUCGCAUGCAAAAGAUUUAUCAGUGAUGUGCUUAGGUCCGUUUCUGAAUAUAACGGAUGUGCGAUUAACAAAUGGAACAGGGCUUAACGACGGUAGGGCAGAAAUCAAAGUUAACGACACAUGGGGAACUAUUUGCGAUUCUAGUUUUGAUUUAAGAGAUGCGGAGGUGUUUUGUAAUAUGCUUGGACUUAAAGCGGUGAGGUUCUUUACCGGGGCAUUGUAUGGAGAAGGCGGUGGACCGGUUUAUAUUGAUCAACUUUUCUGUGAUAGUGAUGAUGUUGUUCUCGGUGAUUGCCAGUAUUUGUUUCUUAAUGAAUGCAGUCAUAGCAGAGAUGUUUCUAUAGCAUGUAAUGGUCCGUUUCUGAAUAUAACGGAUGUGCGAUUAACAAAUGGAACAGGGCUUAACGACGGUAGGGCAGAAAUCAAAGUUAACGACACAUGGGGAACCAUUUGCAAUUCUAAUUUUGAUUUAAGAGAUGCAGAGGUGUUUUGUAAUAUGCUUGGACUUAAAGCGGUGAGAUUCUUUACCGGGGCAUUGUAUGGAGAAGGCAGUGGGCCGGUUUAUAUUGAUCAACUUUUCUGUGAUAGUGAUGAUGUUGUUCUCGGUGAUUGCCAGUAUUUGUUUCUUAAUGAAUGCAGCCAUAGCAGAGAUGUUUCUAUAGUAUGUAAUGAAUGCCCCUCGCCAAAGCCUUCAAAUGGAAGCAUAAAUUCCACAUCUACACAUUACCUUGCUGCUGUGAUGGUCACGUGUGACGACGGAUACAAUUUGAUUGGUGAUUCUGAAAUACGUUGUGAACUUGAUGCGACAUGGAGCAGCAGUCCAACUUGCAAAUUGAUAGACUGCGGCGACCCAACACCUGAGUUUGGAUCUAUUAACACAACAUCUACAACAAACGGAACUGUUGCCAUGGUUUCAUGUGACAAAGGAUAUGAAAUACAAGGUGAAACCGUAAUAAUGUGUCAACCUAGUGAGGAAUGGACAGAUAACCCUUCGUGUAUCAUCAAAGGUGUAAUACUAUAGAAUGUUUUAUUUUCGUCGUUUUUCAUUUAUAUUUGA